This is a messenger RNA of Ostrea edulis (European flat oyster), 3259 nucleotides long. Its product is annotated as slit homolog 2 protein-like. Lineage: Eukaryota; Metazoa; Mollusca; Bivalvia; Ostreida; Ostreidae. Gene Ontology annotation, molecular function: protein binding. Gene Ontology annotation, cellular component: plasma membrane. The transcript has 7 exons. The record is from RefSeq and is a predicted model, not a curated record. The coding region runs from base 104 to 964 and encodes 286 amino acids.
AUUAAUAGUGUGGGUUAUUUAAAGCUGAAUUACAUAUCAGUGUUUAGCGAUAAUUUAGAUACUGCAGGUUGAAGAGGAGAGUUCUUCGUACUAAGGCUUCAAAAUGUAUAGCUGGGCGUUGUGGACGUUGAUGCUCCACACUGCGAUAUAUAGCUGCGUGACGGGGGCCUGUACUGACCGCUGUAGCUGUGACAGAGCGUUUACAUGUGAUGGAACUGGAGUGGAGUGUGGAUAUCAAGGAUUGACCAGAGUACCGACUGACUUUCCCAUCGAUACUUGUUCCAUGGAUUUGUCAUCCAAUGAUAUAACGACUAUAGAGGAUGGCGCAUUCUUUGGAUUGAGCGGCUUGCAAUCACUUGAUUUGUCUACAAAUAAGAUAACCAAUAUAGAGAAUGGUGCAUUUUGUGGAUUAACCAGCUUGCAGUCAUUGGAUUUGUCUUUCAACGAUAUAACGAUUAUAGUGGAUGGCGCAUUCUUUGGAUUGAGCGGCUUGCAAUCACUUGAUUUCUCUUUAAAUAAGAUUACCAACAUAGAGAAUGGCGUAUUUCUUGCACUGACCAGCUUACAGACAAUCGAUUUGUCUUCAAAUAAGAUAACCAAUGUAGAGAAUGGCGCAUUUCUUGGAUUGACCAGCUUGCAAUCACUGUCUAUUGGAGAUAAUCCGUUCCAUUGUGAUUGCUCUCUGGAAGCCUUUACACAAUUCUUGCGAGGACGUCCGUCAUACUUAAAUAAUCCACAAUGCUCCACCCCUGGUGAUCUGGCUGGCACAGAACUGAUGAAGGUCUCAUUUGAAGAUAUGGACUGCACGAAGCAGAACAACGUUUCAUUGAAAAACAUGGACUACACAGAACGGAACAAAAUUCCACUUGAAGACAUGGACUGCACAAACUCAAGUACAAGGGUGACUAUGUUUAUCGUGUCAAGUAUUAAUAUUCUGUUAUUCCAUGUAGUCUGUAGAUUUUGAGGUUAAUAGACUUGAGUGUUCAAACUUGCAUUGGAUAUCUUAUUAGUAUGGACUGGACUUUACUGAUUUGUUUAUAACUUUAUGAUAUGCUUCCAUGGCGUUAUAAAUGUUUGUAACACUUUUACUGAACUCAGAUCAGCGGAGAAACUAACGACUGACACUUUGUUGUCCGAAUUUGAUUUUUGUGUUUGUACAUUUGUAAAUAUCAUUGAAACAUUUUAUUGCACAUCAACCGUUAAUUUCAAAUUAUGUUAUUGAUUUUUACGGACAUUUUCCAUUAUUAUUCUCACAAUGUACUCUCUAGAUAUAUUGGACCAUUUUGCAUCAGCAGAAUCCUCAUAAACAGUUUGUACCUUUGUUUUCUAGUCACUACAAGUUAUGUCUGCUCUAUGACAGCCAAAUGGAAAUCCUGUAAAAAAAAAAAAAAACAAGAAAACCUCAUGAUAUUUUUGUAUGAGAUAUAUCACAAUGUUAGAACGACCUAGUUCGUCAAUACAACCUAUCAUGAGUCAAAGGUUAUCUGAUGUAUUUCAUACCGAUUGUUAGGUCGUUCUUGGGACACCGAUUUUGGUUACGGAUAACUCCGUUUACCUGAUGCAUAUAUGGGGGGGGGAUGGCGGGUGUGACUGGUCGACAGGGGAUGCUUUCUCUUCCUAAGCACCUGAUCCCACCUCUAGUAUAUCCAGGGGUCCAUGCUCGCCCAUCACUACAUUUUGUAUUGCUUAUAGGAGUUAUGAGAGUGAUCAUUGUUCGUUAUCUUCACCUUUUAGUCAUAUCAUCAGAAAUCGAUUUCAUUUAUGAAAAUACACGAAGGCAAUGACAUAUUUUCUGAAGUAUGAAAAGUUUAUUUCUUAUAAAUUUACAUUCCACUUGCAUUUCUGCCGCAAUUUCCAGCCUUUAAACAGACGUAUUAUAUUUGUCAAGGCAGGGGAUGCUUGUUCCUUCUUACGAACCUGAUCCCACCUCUGGUGUGUACGGGGAUCCGUGUUUGCCGUACUCUGAAUUUUGUGUUCUUUGUUAUGAAAUGGAUCCCUGUUUCUUAUCGCCAUGUAUUCAUUCAUAUGCACAUUGUUCGGAGCUACUUCGCAUUCAUGAGGAAUGAUUAUCAUUACAAUUGGUAGUAAAGGCAAAGACAUUGUAGAAAUCUAUCACAACAACAUCCCUCAGUUUGGAUUAUUCUACAAGAUUUCAGUAGUUGCACUGUUGGAGGAGUAUAUCCAUCAUAUUUUGUAUCGUCCUUAACAUUGAACACAAACUCAGGACACCGUGUUAACGAGUUCCCUCAGAUCUUGUAACCAAGAGAUUCCACCUGGAAAUAAAUAGUAAAUAAUUAAUAUGUUGGCAGUACAAACACUUGUCUCCUGGCAUUGAAGAAUGAAGAAAGGAACAAUUAAAUAGAUGGUUGGACAAAGUGUUACAAAGAAAUUUAUAACACUCUUCCUAUAUGUAUAUUUCUAUAUAGAUAAACAUUUUGUUUUUCGAAUUCAAAAGACACUCCACAAUUACUGAUUAUAUAGGCCCAUGGGAAUUCUAACAGACUGUUGGAAGACCAGAUCACCAACGACUUCGAAGAUACUGUCAAUGAGGAACUCCCGCAUCUUUUUAAUAUCAGCCUCAAAAUACUUGUGCGUAGAAUCAAAGUGGUGUUUUACAAAGCGAUUUCCUGAAUGACUGAUCACUAGAUAAAUCUUAUUUUUAUUUUUGCUGAAGUUUUGCAAUCCAGUUUAUAGGUACAGUAACUCACAUGCCUUGGUCUUAUUAACUGGGAUAUUAAAUGUUUUUAAAAACUGAAACGUGAUUUUGAAGGAUCACAUCUUUGAAAAGGAAAUUUCAUUAUAUGUUUAAUCAUCAUAUGUAAAUAUGCAUCAAUUCUUUGUAAAAUAAAUGCACCAUUGUUUUCAUUGAUUAUAAUACUUGUAACAGACCGAGUGGUAUACAGGGAUAGGUUACAAAGGAAGAAAACACUUGAAUCAGGAAACUGUGCUGACCUCAAUCUUUGAAAUUAUCCAAAGCUGGCUAAUUAGAUAUUAAGUGACAGACGGAGUCAGUGCACACAUAUGCAACAAAGGAAGAAUACAAUUCAUAUCUAUAUUUUUUACCAUUGCAAAAAAUCCGAAAAUUGUUACAUAUACAUUUCUGAACUUCAGAUUCUAGAGAGAAAUUUGUAUCUUCUAUUGAUCUGUGAAAAAAACUAAUCGAGGACUUAUUCGUGCAAAAGAAACUCCAAUACUUUUGUUUAUCCUACUUUUUAAAAAUAUGCACUUCUGUGUUGAGUCUACUAGAUUAAAAUUGACA